UUAAGUAGCAACUAGCAAUUCGUUACUUGGUGUGGGGUGUAGCUGCUUUAUGAGUAAUAUUACUUAAAAUAAAGAUAUUAAGUUAUAAAAACAUAUUAAGUGAUAGUAUAUAAUAAUGGAUGAUCAGGGAAGAAAAGUUAUCGUUUGUGACAAUGGCACAGGUUUCGUAAAAUGCGGAUACGCCGGCAGCAACUUCCCUGCGUUCAUUUUCCCGUCAAUGGUCGGCCGGCCGAUUAUUAGAGCGGAAAAUAAAAUCGGAGACAUUGAUGUUAAGACGUUUGAUCCGGACGUUGUCCAGGAUUUGAUGGUCGGAGAUGAAGCGUCUCAACUGCGUUCCAUGCUCGAAGUCAGUUAUCCCAUGGAAAAUGGCGUGGUUAGAAACUGGGAGGAUAUGUGUCACGUCUGGGAUUACACAUUUGGUCCCAGCAAGAUGAAUAUUGACCCCAAGGACACCAAAAUACUGCUCACCGAGCCACCGAUGAACCCCACUAAAAAUAGAGAGAAAAUGAUUGAGGUUAUGUUUGAGAAGUACGGUUUCGACAGCGCCUACAUAGCCAUCCAAGCGGUGCUCACGCUGUACGCCCAGGGACUGAUAUCGGGAGUGGUGGUGGACUCAGGUGACGGAGUGACCCACAUCUGUCCGGUGUACGAGGAGUUCGCUCUGCCGCACCUCACGCGCAGGCUGGACAUCGCUGGCAGGGACAUCACACGCUACCUUAUUAAGCUGCUCCUCCUCAGAGGGUAUGCCUUCAAUCACUCGGCUGACUUCGAGACGGUGCGCAUGAUGAAGGAGAAACUAUGUUACAUAGGAUACAACGUGGAACAGGAGCAGAGACUGGCUUGGGAGACCACUGUACUCGUUGAACCAUACGUGUUACCAGACGGGAGGGUCAUCAAAGUGGGGGGAGAACGGUUUGAAGCACCCGAGGCCCUGUUCCAGCCGCACCUCAUCAAUGUUGAGGGUCAAGGGAUCGCUGAACUGGUCUUCAACACUAUACAGGCGGCGGACAUAGACAUGAGGAACGAGUUGUACAAACACAUCGUGCUGUCCGGGGGCUCCACCAUGUACCCGGGGCUGCCCUCGCGGCUCGAGAGGGAGAUCAAGCAACUGUACCUGGAGCGAGUGCUGAGGAACGACUCGGAGAAGCUGGCGAAAUUCAAGAUCCGUAUUGAGGAUCCGCCGCGCCGUAAGGACAUGGUGUUCAUCGGCGGCGCCGUGCUGGCCGAGGUGUGCAAGAACAGGGACAACUUCUGGCUCACCAGGAGCGACUACAUGGAACAGGGCAUUUCCUGUCUCCGCAAGCUCGGGCCUCGCGCGACUUAAUCCUCCUCCAAUACUUAAUGUCGUAUGAGCCUCAGUUGUUAAGGUCCGUGUGUGAUGUACCCAGGCCGCGGGCUCCUCAUCAGUAAACCCGCUCACUUAACCAUCAUCUACUUUAAUAUUCCUUGAGAGCUAGAUUUUUCUAGAACACUAUGAAUUGUCUAAUCGCUGUAUUUGUUUAAGACUGUUUUAUUUUUUGCAUUUAAAGUAUUCUCUCGUAUCGUCUCUAUUGGGUCUGAGAAUUGUAAAAAAAUAUUCAAAUAAAAUUAUAAUUAUGAUUGUA
This is a messenger RNA of Danaus plexippus (monarch butterfly), 1604 nucleotides long. It is a transcript of the gene Arp2, whose product is annotated as actin-related protein 2. Lineage: Eukaryota; Metazoa; Arthropoda; Insecta; Lepidoptera; Nymphalidae. The record is from RefSeq and is a predicted model, not a curated record. The transcript is spliced from 12 exons. Gene Ontology annotation, cellular component: actin cortical patch; Arp2/3 protein complex. Gene Ontology annotation, biological process: Arp2/3 complex-mediated actin nucleation. The coding region runs from base 116 to 1324 and encodes 402 amino acids. Gene Ontology annotation, molecular function: actin filament binding.